Molecule: messenger RNA, 563 nt
Organism: Anthonomus grandis grandis
Lineage: Eukaryota; Metazoa; Arthropoda; Insecta; Coleoptera; Curculionidae
Exons: 3
Coding region: 134-481 (115 amino acids)
Source: RefSeq, a predicted model, not a curated record
CAUCGUUAAUGGUUUUUUCCCUAUAUGUAAUUUAAUUUAAUUAUUGCGCGUUUUCCAUGCUAACAAACAGCAUUAUUUGUUUUAUUAAAGUGCAGUAUCCGUUAUUGAAAAUAGUCGUUGGGCAUUUUGUAAAAUGAUUAAAUUCCUGGUUAUUUUAGUACUUUUACAAAGUCUGUUUGAACCAACUUAUUCUGCUCCACAAGACCAAGUUUCCAAUGGACAAGGUUCAAUAAUGAAUCGUGAGGAUGAAGGAGGAAUGGCCGAAAUGCCUAGGGCGGGUGUUUUUGAAAAUGCCGGAAGAAUAUUAGACUCCCAUAUUUUAGGACCAAAUUUCCCAGGAAACUUAGCUCAUAAAAUGGUAGAUUCUGCCAUGGUACCUCCUGGGCAUGUUGCUAAAAGCGCUCAAGAGCGUGGGGAAAAAAUGGCUGCCGAUGGUGUGAACAUGGUACCAAACACCUUUGAAGCUGAUAUUCAAGUGUAAUAUUAAGAAUUUAAUAUAUUGUUAUAAAAUUAUGUUUAAAAAUCGGUCAAUUAGUAAAUAAAAAUCAGUAUAUUUCAUUUAA